UUUUUCUUGUUCUCUUUCCUUUUCUAUGAGAUGACACCAAAGGCUAUUUUUCUGCUUCUAGUGUUGCUUAGUUUUGUGUUCUAUUCUUCUGAAGCUACAAGACAUGAUCAGUCUCAGUUCUUCACCCUAAUGAAAGCCUCUCUAUCAGGAAAGGCCUUGUCUGAUUGGGAUGUGAGUGGAGGGAAAAAUUAUUGCAAUUUCACAGGAGUUAACUGCAACGAUCAAGGGUUUGUUGAAACUCUUAACCUCACAGACUGGUCACUCUCUGGCAAUUUUCCAGCUGAUGUGUGCUCUUAUCUGCCAGAGUUGCGUGUUCUUGAUAUCAGCCGCAACAAUCUCCAUGGCAACUUUCUUAGCGGUAUCGUUAACUGCUCUCUCUUGGAAAAGUUCAAUAUGAGUUCUCUAUUCCUAAGAACAACACUUCCGGAUUUCUCGAGAAUGGCAUCUUUACGUCUACUUGACUUGUCAUACAACCUCUUUACUGGUGACUUUCCCAUGUCGAUAACUAAUCUUACCAAUCUCGAGGUGCUCUACGUCAAUGAAAAUGGUGAAUUAAACUUAUGGCAACUUCCGGAGAACAUUUCCAAGCUGACAAAGCUCAAAGUUAUGGUUUUCACGACUUGCAGGUUGAAUGGUCGGAUCCCAGAAUCGAUCGGGAACAUGACAUCACUUGUUGAUCUUGAAUUGAGUGGAAAUUUCCUUUCAGGUCAUAUUCCUAAGGAGCUCGGGUUGCUGAAAAACUUGCAGCAGCUUGAACUAUACUACAACCAACACUUAUCCGGGACAAUACCUGAGGAACUGGGAAAUCUGACAGAGCUCAUAGACUUGGACAUGUCAGUCAAUCAAUUGAGUGGAAGCAUUCCAGUGUCUAUAUGUCGACUUCCAAAACUUCGAGUCCUGCAGCUUUAUAACAACAGUCUUACAGGAGAAAUCCCAGGUGUUAUUGCAAACUCAACAACCUUGACCAUGCUCUCACUCUAUGCAAAUUUCCUAUCGGGACAACUUCCACAAAAUCUGGGCCAGUUAUCAAGUAUGAUUGUUCUGGACUUAUCAGAGAACAAUCUAACAGGUCCAUUGCCAACAGAGGUUUGCCGAGGAGGUAAAUUACUGUACUUCCUUGUCUUAGAUAACAAGUUUUCUGGAAAGUUACCUGAUAGUUAUGCAAACUGCAACUCUCUUAUACGGUUUCGAGUUAGUCAUAACUAUUUGGAGGGCUCGAUACCUGAAGAACUUCUAGGUCUCCCUCAUGUUUCAAUCAUUGACUUGGCUGACAAUAAUUUUACGGGUCCUUUUCCAAAUUCAAUUGGAAAUGCUAGGAACUUAUCCGAACUGUUCAUGCAGAACAAUAAGGUGUCAGGUGUUCUACCUCCUGCAAUCUCUCGAGCUAUCAAUCUGGUGAAGAUUGAUCUCAGUAACAAUCUCCUGUCUGGUUCAAUACCUUCAGAAAUUGGCAAUCUAAAGAAGCUAAACUUACUGUUGUUGCAAGGCAACAAGUUCAGUUUUUCUAUCCCCAGCUCACUUAGUUUGCUAAAAUCUCUCAAUGUUCUUGAUCUUUCCAACAAUCUCUUGACCGGGAAAAUCCCUCAGAGCCUCAGUAAAUUGUUGCCUAACUCCAUCAACUUUUCAAACAACAAACUUUCUGGCCCAAUUCCUCUCUCAUUGAUUGAAGGAGGGUUGGUGGAAAGCUUUUCAGGCAACCCAGGUCUUUGUGCUCCAGUCCAUGUUAAAAAUUUCCCCAUAUGUUCACACCCUUACAACAAAAAGAAGCUAAAUUCCAUGUGGGCAAUCAUUAUCUCAGUCAUUGUCAUCACUAUUGGAGCUCUUCUGUUUUUGAAACGUCGUUUUAGCAAAGAAAGAGCUGUAAUGGAACAUGAUGAGACGUUGUCUUCAUCAUUCUUUUCAUAUGAUGUGAAGAGCUUUCAUAGAAUAUGUUUUGACCAACAUGAGAUCCGUGAAGCAAUGGUAGAUAAGAACAUUGUGGGCCAUGGAGGAUCUGGCACAGUGUAUAGAAUUGAAUUGCGAAGUGGAGAGGUUGUUGCAGUGAAGAAGCUGUGGAGUAGAACAGAAAAAGAUUCUGCCUCAGAAGAUCAGUUGAUUUGGGACAAAGGCUUGAAGACUGAGGUUCAGACUCUUGGAAGCAUAAGGCACAAAAACAUAGUCAAGUUAUAUUGCUACUUCUCAAACUUGGACUGUAACCUGUUGGUUUAUGAGUACAUGCCGAAUGGAAACCUUUGGGAUGCUCUUCACAAAGGGCGGAUCCAUCUGGAUUGGCCAAUUCGACAUCAAAUUGCACUAGGGAUUGCACAGGGCUUAGCAUACCUUCACCAUGAUCUGUUGCCACCUAUUAUUCACAGAGACAUCAAGUCAACCAAUAUCCUACUGGAUGUCAAUUACCAACCCAAAGUUGCAGAUUUUGGAAUAGCCAAGGUUUUGCAAGCUAGAGGAGGGAAAGAUUCUACCACUACUGUCAUAGCGGGCACCUAUGGUUACUUGGCCCCUGAAUACGCAUAUUCAAAUAAAGCAACAACCAAGUGUGAUGUCUACAGUUUUGGAGUGGUGUUGAUGGAACUAAUAACUGGGAAGAAACCAGUGGAGGCAGAUUUUGGAGAGAACAAGAAUAUUGUAUAUUGGGUUUCAGGAAGGCUGGAUACAAAGGAUGGGGUUAUGGAGGUCCUGGACAAGCGGCUUUCGGGGUCAUUUAAGGAUGAGAUGAUUCAGGUUCUCAGAAUUGCCAUGCGUUGUACAAGCAGGAAUCCAAACCACCGUCCAACCAUGAAUGAGGUUGUUCAGCUGUUGAUUGAGGCAGACCCUUGCAAAUUUGAUUCUUGCAAGUUGUCAAAUAAGACCAAAGAAGCAUCAAAUGUCACAAAAAUAAAGAACCAAUCAGAAGUAUGAUCAGAUCAGUGCUAUAUGAUGGAGUUUUAGGUGAAGUAACAUAGCAUCUAUAGAACCGUAGCGUCUUCUAAAAUAUUGAGAGACCAAUCAUAAAAGCUCUUUGUUAUUUCUUUUUCUUCUUCUCUUUUUUUAUUUUUUUAAAUUUUGCUGAUAAGUGGCUUGUAGAUUCUCUCUCUCUUUUUCUUCCUUUUUAUUUUGUUUUUAGCUCUUGUAAGGACCUAAGGAAUUUAAUCACUAUAACUGCUUUAUGGUAACGCACAGCAUCUGUAUGAAAUCAUUGCAUAGCUUUUGAAAGCUUUGUUUUCUCCUCUUUA
This is a messenger RNA of Theobroma cacao (cacao), 3209 nucleotides long. RefSeq names its product Leucine-rich repeat transmembrane protein kinase family protein (gene XIP1). Gene Ontology annotation, molecular function: protein kinase activity; protein binding; ATP binding. The record is from RefSeq and is a predicted model, not a curated record. Gene Ontology annotation, biological process: protein phosphorylation. NCBI's taxonomy places the organism in Eukaryota, Viridiplantae, Streptophyta, Magnoliopsida, Malvales, Malvaceae.